AUGUAUCGAUCGCGUAAAGGCGAUUUUUUACCAAAAUGUAAUUUUAUCUUGACUUUACUUCAAGAUCAUUUAUUUUGCACGAAACGAUAUGAAAUGUUGUGCGUAUCAACGAAAGUACAUUCACACGACGGAAUAGUGAAACCAUAUAAUUGCUGCGACCUAUCUCUGUGGAAACCUUCGAGUGAAAUCAUGGCAACAAAAGGUAAAGGCAAAAGAAAAGGAUCUUCCAGCGACAAUAAGAACAAUGGUAAAUCUGGCAAGGGAAAUAAUGGAAAGAAAGGUAAAGGUGCAAGAAGAACAAAAAAAAGUGGUGGAAGAAUGAAAUUUACUAUGGAUAUAUUCAAUGAAGAAGCCAUGGAGAAUGCUUAUUAUACGUGUCACAAUAUCAUGGAUGUUUUAAAAUGUCGAGGAUUCCCUUGGCCAGAAGCACAAAAGAAAAAGAGGAAGAAGGGAAGAAAGUGAGAAUGGCUUU
Molecule: messenger RNA, 472 nt
Organism: Vespa crabro (European hornet)
Lineage: Eukaryota; Metazoa; Arthropoda; Insecta; Hymenoptera; Vespidae
Exons: 2
Coding region: 1-462 (153 amino acids)
Source: RefSeq, a predicted model, not a curated record